AUGGACCUCACCGAAGAACCCAGCACCAGCACCAUCACCCUCACCACCCCCAAAGCCUCCAUCACCGGCACCGCCAUCGCCAUCAUCCUCGAAGAACUCAGUCUCCCUUAUACCCUCAACCUCCUCCCCAACAGCCACAGCGACAGCCACACCCACCAUGAUUCCCCAUUCUCGUUCUCAUCCCCAACACCAACACCACCACCACCAACAACCCUAACAGACACCAACCGCCCCAACCACGACCCUCCCCUACAAACCCUCUCCUCCAUAACCACCUACCUCCUAAGUAACUACGACAAGGACAAUCACCACAUCACAUACCCACCAAAUACUCUCGAACAAGCAGCAGUGGAAGAGCAUUGCUCGAAGCUAGAAUUCUGGAUGGGAAGCACCGACCCUGAACCUGAGCAUCAACAACAACAAUCACCCCCAGUGACAACCGAGACUGGAUCGAAUAAACACACCACACCUAUUAUUUUAACAGCGCAUACAUUGAUGGAUCGCCCCUUCAGGGAAAGGUUAAUCGAUCUAUAUCGCCUUCUGGAGCUGGCUUUGAAUCGGCAGAGGUGGGGUGAGGGAAGUGGGUGGUUGGCUGGGGAGAAGUGUACGGUGGCUGAUCUAGUGCAUUUCCCGUAUGUCGCGGCGGCGAGUCAAUAUGAGUUUAAUCUGAGGUUGCUUCCUUGGUUGAGGCUGUGGUUUGAGCGGAUGAAGAGGAGGGAUGGGGUGAGGAGGGGGUGGGAGAUGGUUCAUCCUGGUGAGGGGGAGUAA
This is a messenger RNA of Aspergillus tubingensis, 768 nucleotides long. RefSeq names its product glutathione S-transferase. Bases 1 to 768 code for a protein of 255 amino acids. The record is from RefSeq and is a predicted model, not a curated record. The transcript has 2 exons. Lineage: Eukaryota; Fungi; Ascomycota; Eurotiomycetes; Eurotiales; Aspergillaceae.